GGGGGGGGUGAACGCUAGCCCCUUACAAAACAUUCUAGAAACGGCCCUGGAAACAGGAUUUAAGUGGAAUUGCUCACGGAACUCAGAGGGCUUCAAACGUGUAGAUUCGCACGCUUCUUCUAUUCUACAGGUUGGACGGUAUUAAUACGACACUCCCCCCUGGUCGACGGGAGCCAGACGCAGCCCACGGAGGAGUGGAUGGCUUCUGUAAUAAAAAUACAUGAAGAGAAUUGAGGAAAAGAAGAUUGGUUGGGGGCAAAGCCAGCGACACGGCGUCCUUUUCUUUCUGCCUCUUCCCCGGUGCGGAGCCACGGACCCGUGCGCCGCUUUUUUGGGAGGGGAGGUCACAGUCGGGCAUAAUUUCGCUGCGACUAGCGAGAGCUCCGUGCGAAAUGUCGUUUUCUGUGUGGUUUCCUUGGUUUACCGAGCUGACACGGAGAUAUAACUGUACUGUAUCCCAGCCUAGCGGAUCGGAGUGAAAGUCCGCCAUAUUCUGCCUUACCACGCCCGGGAGUGGAGCCAUUGGAAAAUAAACGGACAACCUCUCGCUCAUGUGUUUUUCUCGCCAACGCAGACUGCGAGUUGGAAAACAAACAAGGUAUUUCAGAGAUUUAAAAUACCAUCAGCGUUGAGGACUUUGGAAAGAGCCUGGCCGGCGUACGGAUGACAAUACCUAUCCAGAGCAGUGCGGAUGGUGUGUUUUAAAAAGAUCUGUUGAUCAUACAGACACAGGAGAUCAGAUUAUACCCAUCGACCGAGCAAAAAAAAUUCAACUAAACCCGCUUUCUACUCUGUUUGAAGCUUUCAGCAGGCCCAGAAAGCGAACCGAAACACAGGGAAGAGGGUGGGAGGGGGUGGGGGACUCCAAUAAUUCCUCUCAAAUAUCUUAUUUUCCGUCUCUACUCCAGUCUGAACACGCAGACCCAUUACAGCAGCGGUUCAUCACCUAAAGCCGGCCUGUAUGAGGACGUUAUUGGACAUUCACAGGCCUCUGGUUUUCCCUCCGCGACAAAUGUGAAAUCUGAAUGACUCAAUACAGAGGGGGGAACAAACGGAGUUAUAGUGCGUGUUUGAAAAAGGAAAAGGACCGAGAAUGACCCUGGAAUCCAUAAUGGCGUGCUGCCUCAGCGAGGAGGCGAAAGAAGCCAGGCGGAUCAACGACGAGAUCGAAAGGCAGCUCCGCCGGGAUAAGAGGGACGCACGCCGGGAGCUGAAACUGUUGCUUCUCGGAACUGGUGAAAGUGGGAAGAGCACAUUCAUCAAGCAGAUGAGGAUCAUCCACGGUGCCGGUUACUCCGACGAGGACAAACGGGGUUUCACCAAGCUCGUCUAUCAGAACAUCUUCACGUCCAUGCAGGCUAUGAUCCGAGCUGCAGAGACGCUGAAGAUCUCCUACCAAUUAGACUCCAGCAAGACUAAUGCCAACAUUGUUAGAGACGUGGACGUAGAGAAGGUCACCAGGUUGGAGAGUCCUUACAUAGAUGCCAUCAAGAACUUGUGGAAAGACCCCGGCAUCCAGGAGUGUUAUGAUCGAAGGAGGGAGUACCAGCUCUCAGACUCCACUAAAUAUUACCUGGACUCACUGGACCGGAUCGCCCAACCAGUCUAUCUUCCCACCCAGCAGGACGUGUUGAGGGUUCGAGUCCCGACCACGGGCAUUAUCGAAUAUCCAUUUGAUCUCCAGAGCGUCAUAUUCAGGAUGGUGGACGUCGGGGGUCAGAGGUCGGAGAGGAGGAAGUGGAUCCACUGUUUUGAGAACGUCACAUCCAUCAUGUUCCUGGUCGCCCUCAGCGAGUACGACCAGGUGUUGGUGGAGUCGGAUAACGAGAACCGGAUGGAGGAGAGUAAAGCUUUGUUUAGAACGAUAAUCACAUACCCCUGGUUCCAAAACUCUUCUGUCAUUUUGUUCCUGAACAAGAAAGACCUGCUGGAGGAGAAGAUCAUGUUCUCCCAUCUGGUCGACUACUUCCCAGAGUACGACGGAUCUCAGAGGGACGCUCAAGCAGCUCGAGAGUUCAUCCUGAAGAUGUUUGUGGACCUGAAUCCAGACAGCGAUAAGAUCAUCUACUCUCACUUCACCUGCGCCACCGACACGGAGAACAUCCGCUUCGUCUUUGCAGCCGUCAAAGACACGAUCCUGCAGCUCAACCUGAAGGAGUACAACCUGGUGUAGAGUGCGGCUCCUCCCUGAAACACUGACUGACUCGAUCUGUGAAAAGAUAGCUUUCACACACACAUACACACAGCCACACACACACACACGCGCACACACACACACACACACACACACACACAGAAAUACACGCUUACAAAUUAUCUAAGGAAAACAAAAUCUAACAGUUGCAUAAUACUAAUUUAUUUGCCCUUUGUUGACCUCUUGGUACACGAGGGGUUUCAUUUUGCUAUUUAAGGAGCUCCAUCACAUCUGCCUUUUUAUAAACGACCUUUCUUUUUGUAACCCUCCUCAUCUAUCAUCCUCUCCAAAGGUUCGCCAUGAACGUUAGCUUAACAGGAAGUGAUGUAACAUCUCUCUUAUCAAUAGCCUCUUUUUUUUUUUAAUACAUCUUGUUGGCAUGUCUCCUGUAAUGUUGCCAUAAACUGUGAUUUUUAAAUUAUUUGAGAUUGAUUUGAUAUUGAUUGACUUCAAUCAUUAUUCUUGUUACAUUGUUUUGGUACCAUUCAGAGAUUUGAGCACAUUUACUGCUUAUUCGGACACAAACGUGAAGUUCAGGACAAGAAGGAGAAAUCGCCUGAGCGACGAGGUGUUGAAGAUGCCUUCCACAGACUGCCGGGAUGAGAGGGGCUCUAGAUUUCUGACACAUUUACUAAAAGUGUUUUCUUUAAACCGUGCCACACCGAAGCUUUUUUUUUCAAAUUGUAAUUAUUACCGAUGCCAAAAACAACUUGAGCACAAGAAUGCUGGUGAGGAGAGAAAAGAGCAGGAGUAGCAGACGGACAUGUUGAUCGACCAUGCAGGUUAUGAAGUGUCCACCGUCCAGUCCAAUCACAGCUUAGCAGUAUCUCUGUGUCCAAUCACGGCCCGGCUUUCCAGACUGUUGUAGCUGAACAAGAAGUGGAGAAUAAAUCUGGUCGGUUGCUACGUAAAGAGGCAAAAAAAAAAAAAAAAGGGCAGUGUU
Molecule: messenger RNA, 3137 nt
Organism: Poecilia reticulata (guppy)
Lineage: Eukaryota; Metazoa; Chordata; Actinopteri; Cyprinodontiformes; Poeciliidae
Product: guanine nucleotide-binding protein G(q) subunit alpha
Biological process (GO): adenylate cyclase-modulating G protein-coupled receptor signaling pathway
Cellular component (GO): cytoplasm; heterotrimeric G-protein complex
Molecular function (GO): GTPase activator activity; GTPase activity; G protein-coupled receptor binding
Source: RefSeq, a predicted model, not a curated record